ACAGGUGUACACAUGAACGCGCUCCUGUCAACAAGCCGAGUCGUUGAGAUGGGAAGUCAGGCAGCUGUAGCUUCAGUCAUCAUUUUAUCAUAAUGACACUUCUUUUUGACACGCAGAGCUGUCCGAAAAUACAGUAAUACUACACGGAGAGUGUUUAUUUCGUCAGUCAGUGUUUUGCCGUGGGUGAAGAUGGCGCAAGCGUUAUCUGAGGAGGAGUUUCAUCGUAUGCAGGCUCAGCUCUUGGAGUUGAGAACGCAAAACUACCAGUUAUCUGAUGAGCUGCGGAAAAAUACAGCGGAGCUCAACAGUGUUCGUCAGAAGAUCUUGACCUUGGAGAAAGACUAUGUCAAAGCACAGAAGGCAUUGAAUAAAAGCAAGAAAGCACAGGAGGUGGAUGCCUUACUCAGUGAGAACAAGAUGCUUCAGGGCAAGUUACACAGUCAGGAAGAUGAUUUUAGACUGCAAAACAGCACCCUUAUGCAAGAGCUGUCCAAGUUAUGUUCCCAGAUCGAGCAGUUAGAGUUCGAAAAUCGAGGAUUUAGGGAGUGUCAAGGUCUGGAAAGACCCGUCUCUAGCCCCACCUCUGCUCCAGUGGAUGCUGAGCUCCUGCGGCUCCAGGCUGAAAACUCUGCCCUGCAGAAGAAAUUAACAGCUCUUCAAGAACGCUCGGAUGUCGUCAUCGAGGGAGCGGCCAACACUAACGGUGUCCAAUCAGAUGCCAGCGGUCACGGUGAGGACUCCGCUGUCCCAGGAAGUGAUGAACCAGACCAGGCUGAAGUGCAGAACGUGAAAGCAGAACAGCGAGAUAAUGAUCGGAGCGAGGUGGAGUUGAAGCUCCAAACAGAGAUGGAGGAGAAAUGCUUACUGAGAGAGCAGCUCCAAACACUGGAGACAACUAAGCAGACAGAAAUGGCAAAACUACAAGAAGAAAAUGCUAAAUUGACUGACAAAUUGAAGAAAAAACAAGAGAGUUUUCAGCGGCUACAGGUUGAAAAGGAAGCACUUUACAAUGACAGCAGGACUAAAAUUGAUGAGAUCCAGCAGAGGAAAGAGGAGGAGCUGAAAUCCAUAAACCUUCGCGUGCAGAAACUGCAGGCAGAUUUAAUUGCCGCCAACCAGAAUGUCGCUGAGCUGAAGGAACAGUUGCAGAGUAAACAGAAAGAGCAUGAGAUGGCCAUCCACUCGCUCAAAGAUCAGGUAGCAUGUCAGAGCGCGGUCAGUCAGGAGCAGGUGGAGGGUAUGCUGAGUGAGAAUGAUGCUCUCAGGACAAAUCUGGCGGCUCUAGAACAGAUCCAAACUGCGAAGACUCAGGAACUGAAUUUGCUGAGAGAGCAAAACAUGGCACUUAACAGCGAGCUUCAGCAGAGACGCACUGAGCAGGAGAGCUUCCUGGCACAAAGAGAUGAUCUGAACUCGCAGCUACAGGAGUCAAACCGAGCAAACAGUCGACUCCUAGAGCAACUCACUGAAGUGGGACUAGAUAAAGACAAAUUACAGCAGGAGUUAGAAGAAGCCAGAAAGACUGCAGAUAAGCGUAAGGUCAUGUUGGAUGAACUGGCCAUCGAGACGGCUCAGGAGAAGUCUCGACACAAAGAGGAGCUCAGCGAUGUGCGUCUCCAGCACGAGAAGGAGGUGCUGAGCAUCAGGGGGCGCUACGAGAAGGAGCUCCGCGGCCUCCACGAGGACAAGAACCGGACGGAAGAAGAGCUCCGCUCACAGCUGCGAGAUGAGAGGGCACGUAACAAAGAGCUGGAGGGCCUUCAGCCGUACGUGGAGGAGCUAAAAGCUCAGGUUCAGUCGAUGGAGGGAACGAAGGGCUGGUUUGAACGCAGACUGAAGGAAACGGAGGAGACCAUGGAGAAGAAAGUUCUGGAGCACGCAGAGGAGAUUCAGAGACUGCAGAGAGAACACACAGUUCAGCUGGAGGCUAAAGCUGCAGAGGUGGAUGCAGUCAAACAGCAAGUGACGGAGAUGGAGAAGGAAAGAGAAGAUCUCAAGAACACAAUCAGCAAAUUGAAACAGGAAAUGAAAGACGUAGUGGAUGGACAGAGAAUCCUGGAGAAAAAAGGCAGUUCGGCGCUUAAGGACUUGAAAAGGCAACUUCAUUUGGAGAGAAAGCGAGCAGAUAAACUUCAGGAGCGCCUGCAGGAGAUUCUAACCAACACUAAGACCCGCACAGGUCUGGAGGAGCUGGUGUUGUCAGAAAUCAGUUCCCCGAGCCGUACGCAGCAGACCGGUGACAGCAGCAGUAUUUCCUCCUUCAGCUACAGGGAGAUCAUGAAAGAAGGAGCGUCGGCACCCAGCACCAAUAAGUCUAAUACCAGCAGUCCUCAAUCUCAACGACCUGCUGAUCUUUCAGACGACGAGGUCAGCGAGCUCUUCCAGAGACUCGCGGAGGUCCAGCAGGAGAAAUGGAUGCUGGAGGAGAAGGUGAAGCACUUGGAGGUCAGCUGUGCCUCAAUGGCCGAUGACAUCUGCAAAAAGAGCGCCAUCAUCGAGACGUACGUCAUGGACAGCCGGAGAGAUGUGUCAGGUGGAGUUGGAGUGGCUCAUGGUGCUCAGGGAGAGCGUGGAGGUUUGAGCUCCGUGUUGAGGGACCUGGUGAAACCCGGAGACGAGAACCUGCGUGAGAUGAACAAAAAACUGCAGAACAUGCUGGAAGAGCAACUGACCAAGAACAUGCAUCUCCAGAAGGAUCUGGAGGUUUUGUCUCAGGAGAUCUUUCAUCUGAGUAAAGACGGCACCCCUGGGGAAAGCUCCAAAGCCACGGGUUAAACCGGACGCCGUCCGUCCGUCCCAUGAUUCAGUAGCCUCCUGUCUCUCACUCUUUCUCAUCUCUUCACGGUUACCCGGAGGAAGAACGCCCAUCUUUCACAAGACUUGACCUCCAGAAUCUCAGAUGCCAGGAGCACCGAGGCUCCGAACAGAUCGUGUUCAUCUGAGAUUUACAUACUACUGAAUGUAAUGUAACACUUUAUAUGUUUGUUUGUGACUGGAAAGAACUGGUGACACGGGGGGGUGCGGUGCCGUCCCCGGCUGCUUGAUACGUGUGAUUGGACAGGGGCGUGGCCUCGUGGUCCGGACGGACCUCUCCACUAAUAUCCCCAUUGCGGAGAUUGUCUAAUGUGUAACGGUUCAGCGUGCGCUUUCUGCCGUCACUGUAAUGCCUGUUUUGUCUAUUUGUUUUUGCUGAAGAAGCUUAUUUUGUGAUGUUGAAUGUGUGUGUGUGUGGGGCAAAGAACAGAUCCGAUCAUCCAAAUUGUAUUUAUUCAUGCCAGAAAAUCCAGCAUAGCGUGUGUAUCUUUGCCGCGGCGCGUGACGUUUCUUUGACAUGUUUUGUGGGCUUCGUUAUAUCAAUACAGUACAUUCAGAAAGUUUUCUGAAUGAAUUAGUUUUGUGGUGGCUCUCGAAAAGUUCCCGUGAAGCAAAACGGCUCCCUGAACUUCCCUCAUCGAGCAGCUAUAUCUGCUCAUUCAAUCUGACAUCUCCGCGUCCAUCUUACAACCGUCAUCGCUGCUGAGGAAGUCAGCCCGCUCGACCCAAGUGAGAAAACAGUACGCCUGUAUGCAUGGCGCCCCUGUCGUUUUGGGAAUGUCAUCAUUCCGUUUUUACGUUUUCAGCUAUGUAAGCAUUUUAAAUUCUGACACAGAAUGAUACCGGUGUUUUAUUUUGAGAUCGUCGCAUCAUUUAAUGAAAGGGACGCUACAGUCCAAAUGCAACCGUGCACGGAGAUUAUUAAAAACAUUUGAAGAACGUCUCGCGUGACUGCUUGCACUGAAGUCAAGCACUUUUGUGGCUCGACUUUUCGAAUCGUCAACCAGCGCACAAUGGACCUCGGUCAGCGUAGCCACUACAGUACAUUCAAUUUGAUGUAAAUGAAGCUAAAGUUGAAUAAGGAUGGACGUCUUGUUACCUUGGUGUUGAUCUUAAGCAUCACAAGAUAUUAAAUAAAUAUGAAUAAAAUGAACAUUAAAAACAACGGAUGGAGUUGAGCAAAGAUCUGAAAUGAACCAUUGAACGGGCUAAAUCUGUCUUUCACACACUUGUUUUAUUUAUAUCAAAUGAAAUAAGCUGUCUACCCUCAGUUAGGUUUUCUGAUAUUUUAGAUGCGAUGAAUAAUGACCAAACAGCUAUGAGAAGUGAUUGUUAGUUUAGUCGGUUAGUAUAGUUGCUGAUAUUUCUUACAUGCAGUAGAUGCCACGUCCACCUCAUCAACGCUUCUGUAUUCAUUUAGAGAAAUCCAUGUAAUCGUUUUGAGGUUUUAUGAUUCGUGAGAUGCAAGCAGAUCUCAUUGUGUUUAUUUCAGACCCGUGUUAAGUUAAUGCAAUGCUUUAAACUUUAAGGCAACGGUUAAUGGGAUUGUGAACCUAUGUGUGUAAUAUGCUUCCAAAGGAAAUCCUGACUGAAUGUUUUUCUUUAGUUUUCCCGUCGAUCGCACACCUCACAUGAUUUCUGUCAUUCACAGGUGGGAAAACUGUGUUGUUUUAUUAUCGCUGUUGAGGAAACUGACAUUCCAUUAUCCCGCUCACACGGGAUGAAGGAUGUUUGCCUUAGCUCAGAUUAUUUCUUUUUUGCCUUCCUAGUCUUUAAUAAUAAUAUCUGCCAAAUUGAGCUUUUCUUUAAUCAGGAUCAUCACUAAUAAAAAUAAACGAUAAUAUUAAUCCCAGAUCAACCACUACCUGCUCUAGAAUUCAUAUUUAUUUCUGUGCAUUUGUCAUGUUGGGUAAUGAGACUUUCCUAACUUGCAGUGAUAAUAAAGAAUGGCUGGAAAACCUUCA
Messenger RNA from Triplophysa rosa, 4778 nucleotides. It is a transcript of the gene gripap1, whose product is annotated as GRIP1 associated protein 1. Lineage: Eukaryota; Metazoa; Chordata; Actinopteri; Cypriniformes; Nemacheilidae. Gene Ontology annotation, cellular component: extrinsic component of postsynaptic early endosome membrane; glutamatergic synapse; postsynaptic recycling endosome. The record is from RefSeq and is a predicted model, not a curated record. Bases 190 to 2775 code for a protein of 861 amino acids. The transcript is spliced from 28 exons. Gene Ontology annotation, biological process: regulation of recycling endosome localization within postsynapse; regulation of modification of synaptic structure; regulation of neurotransmitter receptor transport, endosome to postsynaptic membrane.